CGGGCAUGCUCGAGGGCUCCACAGGAGCCCUCGGAGCCUACGACGAGUGCGUUGGCAUCUCGGUGCCAACGUCCGACGGCACAAAAGAGGACUUUCGUGGUCAGUACUGCACCCUGUUCCUGAAACCAGCUCUCACUGACGAGAGGCUGAAAGGGAUAGCGAAAGCCGUCACAGGGAGCCCUCUACUCCAACCAAGAGUGCGGAACCUGACGGAAUUCAGCAAGUUUUACUCCCACACCCUGGUAAUGGGCUUGCGGAUCGGCGUCUGCCUUCCAUCCAAGUGUUCGGGAGAGGACCUCAAGUACAUCGUGGACAAGUUUCUGAAGAAGCUCGACGUGGCAACCAGGGUGACGGCGUGCUCUGUCAAGAGGCCUGUUUCUUUUUCCAAGGUUCAGCUGGCAAUGAUAUGUCUGCUGAGUUUCCUCGGCUUGCACUUGGCCCUGUCAACGAGCGUCGACCUGUACCUGAGAUAUCGGGGCCCCGCAGACGCCGAGGGCCAGGAGAGACCGUUUGUUUUGCGGCUGCUGCUGGCGUUCUCUGUGAUCCGAAACACGGAGAUCCUCUUGAAGAAAGCCUCCGACAAGAACAGCGACGCUUACCAGCUCCGCUGCAUCCACGGUAUGCGAGUCAUCAGCUACCUCUGGAUCACCCUGGGACACAACUACAUGAUCAUGGACCCACACAUAAUGACGAGGGGACUCGGUGCUCUGGAAUUCCUCGAUGAAUUUGCGUUCACGAUCGUCCUCAAUGGAGUCAUGGCCGUCGAAACGUUUUUCGUUAUGAGCGGAUUUCUAGUUGGGCACGGGGUCCUUGUCGAAGCCAAGAAGAAAUCGUCCCUCAUAUGUCUACUUCCAGUGGCUAUUAUCAGGAGGUAUAUCAGACUGACCGUUCCAGCCAUCUUCCUGAUCGGCCUUGCGUUCGUGUUCCCACUCCUGGUGAGUGGGCCCCUGGCAGAUGACUUGCUCAACUACCUGGUCAAUGACGUCUGUAGGCGGAAUUGGUGGACCAUCCUGGCUCAUUCAAGCAACUUCAGAAACGCUGUGGACAUGUGCAUCCCAAGCCUAUGGUACAUUGCCUGCGAGUACCAGAUUUUCCUCGGAGUGAUCCUUUUCGUGUUCCUUUUAGCAAGGAAACCUGUCCUAGGCGUCAUCAGCCUGGUAGCCAUUGGUCUGGCAGCUUGCAUCGCUGUCGGUGCACAAGUAUUCAUCAACUCCUUCGAGCCACUGCCCUACGCACACACGACUGAUCUUCAAAAAACCCUGUUAAGCCAUGAAACAAUCUACAUCAAGCCAGUGGGGCACAGCACGGCCUUUGUCGUGGGGGUCCUCGCAGCCUAUUGCUUCCACAAGUACAGGGGCGUCAAGUUUGGAAAGUGGACGCACAUCCUCGGCUGGUCGGUCAGCGUCGCAGCGGGGUUGACAGUGGUGUACGUGAUUUUCGACUGGAACCACAAGGGCUCCUACUCUCUGGCCUGGACCUCCGUGUACGCGGCCACCCACCGGCUGGCCUGGGCACUCGCCCUUGCCUGGGUCAUCUUUGUCUGCAGCACAGGACAGGCGGCAUGGGUGAAUCGUCUGCUGUCUCUCGACGUGUUCGUUCCGCUGAGUCGCCUCACCUUCUCCAGCUACCUCGUACAGCUGCUCGUGAUGGUCGCCAAACUCACCGCCGCCAGGCAGUCGUUCCUCAUCGCUCACUGGGAUAUGGUACGAGACUACUGUGGCCACACGGUGCUCAUCUACAUCUUUGCCUACCUGUUCUACCUGUUCUGGGAGUGUCCCGUGGUCAACCUGGACAAGCUGAUCAUGAACAAGCUCAGGGGGCAGGAGCCGCCCCAGCAGGACAAGAAAAAGGGGCUCUCGCUCGACGAUUCGUCCGAAGGCGACGACAGCUGCUGCCGCUUGUGAAUGGGGCGGGGGG
This is a messenger RNA of Ixodes scapularis (black-legged tick), 1917 nucleotides long. RefSeq names its product nose resistant to fluoxetine protein 6. The record is from RefSeq and is a predicted model, not a curated record. The coding region runs from base 6 to 1904 and encodes 632 amino acids. Lineage: Eukaryota; Metazoa; Arthropoda; Arachnida; Ixodida; Ixodidae. The transcript is spliced from 14 exons. Gene Ontology annotation, molecular function: acyltransferase activity, transferring groups other than amino-acyl groups.